Monopterus albus (swamp eel) is the source of this 2243-nucleotide messenger RNA. RefSeq names its product mitogen-activated protein kinase kinase 4a (gene map2k4a). The transcript has 13 exons. Gene Ontology annotation, molecular function: ATP binding; JUN kinase kinase activity. Lineage: Eukaryota; Metazoa; Chordata; Actinopteri; Synbranchiformes; Synbranchidae. The coding region runs from base 284 to 1567 and encodes 427 amino acids. Gene Ontology annotation, biological process: MAPK cascade; protein phosphorylation. The record is from RefSeq and is a predicted model, not a curated record.
AAAGCUCUUUGGCCAGCCAGUUUAGUUAGCUUAGCCUAGCUGGAAUUCUGUUUUUGUUAACGUUAAUACACAAGUAGCCUCUAACCUGGCACAAAAGUAAAAAAGAAACCUCAGUAAUUUAACGUAUUUUAAAGUAGGUACUGUACAGACGCUCUCCGCUUGUUUUACGGGGUGAACUUGGGGUUAGUCAGGCAGUAUUUGUUGUGGCUGGGGGGAAAGGCUGAAGUUGCUCUCCGUGCCUGUGCAUUGCAGCCCGGCGCUGCUGCUGGAAUUCAAACACACAAUGGCGACUCCCAGUCCUAACAACACAACAACACCUAGCAGUCACAACAGCAGCCAUAACGCAGGAUCUUCAACGCAUCACCAUCAGCAGUCCCAGUCUCAGCACAUUACGACCAUGAGCAGCAUGCAGGAGUCCAACACCUGCUGGAGAUGUCAGAGUGAAACAGGGUUUCAGAUAAACCUGUCUGGAGCACCCCCAAGUAAACGCAAAGCCCUGAAGCUGAACUUUGCCAAUCCGCCAAUCAAACCCACGGCUAGAUUCACACUGAACACAGCGGGGCAGCCCUUUCAAAACCCGCACAUAGAGAGGCUGAGAACACACAGCAUUGAGUCGUCAGGAAAGUUGAAGAUCUCCCCGGAACAGCACUGGGACUUCACGGCCGAGGAUCUCAAAGAUUUGGGCGAGAUCGGCCGCGGGGCUUACGGCUCUGUCAACAAGAUGGUGCACAAGCCAAGUAACCAGAUCAUGGCAGUCAAGAGAAUUCGCUCAACGGUUGAUGAAAAGGAACAGAAGCAGCUGCUGAUGGAUUUGGAUGUGGUCAUGAGAAGUAGUGAUUGUCCUUACAUUGUCCAGUUUUAUGGUGCUCUGUUCAGAGAGGGAGACUGUUGGAUUUGUAUGGAACUUAUGGCUACCUCCUUAGACAAAUUUUACAAGUUUGUAUAUUGCUCAUUAGACGACGUGAUUCCAGAAGAAAUAUUAGGAAAAAUAACAUUAGCUACUGUGAAAGCACUUAACCACUUAAAAGAAAACUUGAAAAUAAUACACAGAGACAUUAAGCCGUCAAACAUCCUCCUGGACAGGAAUGGUAACAUUAAGCUGUGUGACUUUGGCAUCAGUGGUCAGCUGGUGGACUCCAUUGCCAAAACCAGAGAUGCAGGGUGCAGACCAUACAUGGCACCUGAGCGAAUUGACCCCAGUGCAUCCAGGCAGGGCUAUGAUGUCCGCUCAGAUGUUUGGAGUUUGGGAAUCACAUUGUAUGAGCUGGCCACAGGACGGUUUCCCUACCCAAAGUGGAACAGUGUGUUUGACCAGUUGACCCAGGUGGUGAGAGGAGACCCCCCACAACUGAGCAACUCGGAGGAGAGGCGCUUCUCUCCCAAAUUCAUCACCUUUGUCAAUGUGUGCCUUACAAAGGAUGAGUCAAAAAGGCCAAAGUACAAAGAGCUACUGAAAGACCCGUUCAUUCAGAUGUACGAGGAGCGCUCGGUCGACGUAGCUGGUUAUGUCUGCAGGAUCCUGGAUCAGAUGCCAGCUUCCCCAGGUUCUCCUAUGUAUAUGGACUGAUAGCAGAACAAAAACAAAAAUACGUCAAUAAAUAUACACCAUUCUGCAACAAUAAAGCCAUUUUUAAAAAAGACAGCAAAGUAAACAAAACAAAUCCUUGUGUAAAUUUGCUUGGUCCCCUUAUUGCAGUGUUAAAAAAGAGUUGUAAAGGCUAAAAGAAACACCGUUUGCAUUAAAAGUGGUGUUCAUUUCAGUCAUGUCUGUAUAAUAUAUUAACACACUUUUGUUUCUCUCAUUCACAAGCACAGACGCACAGUCACUUAAGUAUAAUAGCAGCUGAAUCAGUCAAUUGUGGUUUUGACUCAUCUGGAUGAGAAUGCAUCUCAGUGAUUAGUAACAGUGAUUUAAAGGGAAAAAAACAGAAUAACCUGGAACUUGUAUUUAUAGAACCAAAAUCAUGUGGAGUUUCUCCAGUAUACUGGAAUCAUGCUCAUUGUAAAUUGUCUCACCUUUUCCAUGUACGUGAAUGAAAGCGUUAUGUUCGGUAUCUUAUCUGGGUGUAAAGCAGUUAAAAUGUUCAGGUGUUGGUCAGAAACAUGUUAGACCUGCAGUCUAGUCCGUGCUCAGUGUGCAAUGGACUAUAUGCUGAUACAUCAAUAAAGAAAGGGAAAGGGAAAUGGUGUUGUGUGUCUUGUUUUCUGAGUAGGUUGAACUUAAAUAAAAUUUUGUAUCUGUG